AUGGGGCUUAAGAUUUAUUCGAUACCACUUUUUAUAUUAGUUUUCAGUUCUGUUAUAUUAGCGACUGGUGAAACCCAAAUCGAGCCACAUGGUGAUUCAGAAUCCGAAUCGUAUGAAGACUCAGGAUCAAGUGAGAGUGAUGAAUACGAUUCAUAUGAGGACUCUGGGUCUGACGAAGAUAAUGGAAAUGUAGGAGCUACAGCCAUAUCUGCAGCCAACGCAGUUUCCAAUGGUGUUGGAAAGGGAAUUGGAAGCAGUGCGUCUGCCUUAAGCGCCGUACAAGCGACGGAAAAUGGACGAGGAGGAUCGAGUAGCGCUAUCGGUCUUGGCGCGGCACAAGCGACUCAGAAUGGCGGUAGCGGAAGUAGUACAGCUUCCGUCUUGGACGCAGUACAAGCAACUUCAAACGGCAAUCACGGCACAAGCAGUGCAACUUCUCUAGGUGCCGCCCAAGCCACUGAAAAUGGUAGGGGUGGAUCAAGUAGCGCGUCGACUUUGAACGCGGUUCAAGUGGUUGAAAAUGGCCGUGGUCAUUCUGGCAGUGCCUCGGCUAUAGGUGGAGCACAGGCAAUUGAGAACGGCCACAGCGGAUCAGCGUCAGUUGCGAGCGGAGCAAUAGCUACUGAAAGCGGUCGAAGCGGAUCCGGCAGCGCUUCUAGUAUAAGCACAGCAGAGGCACACGAAAAUGGAGGAACAGGGUCGAGCAGUGCCACUACUAUAAGUACAGCACAAGCGACUAGCGACGCCUUUGGAGGUUUCGGUGAUCUCGGUUUUGCUCAGUCUUUUGCGCAAGGCACAGCGUCUGCUAGUGGCUCAUCAUUUGCUUCUGCAAUUUCAAGUGCACAGGCUACUGUAACUUCUCAUACAAAUGGAGCAGGGAGGAGACACAAGAAAAAGCGACACCAUAAAAAGAGAAAACACAAAGGAUCCAAAGGUCAAGGUGGGCCUGGGGACAGUCCCGGAAGCCCACCUGGUACAUCAGGGCCGGGAGGAAACAAGGGACCGACAGGACCUCCUGGGCCACCUGGUGCUCCGGGGCCUCAAGGACCGGGAGGAGGCAAAGGUCCUAGUGGAGGUCCCGGAAGCCCACCUGGUACAUCAGGACCGGGAGGAAACAAAGGACCGAAAGGACCUCCAGGACCUCCAGGGCCACCUGGUGCGCCGGGGCCUAAAGGACCGAGAGGAGGCAAAGGUCCUGGUGGAGGUCCCGGAAGCCCACCUGGUACAUCAGGGCCGGGAGAAAACAAGGGACCGACAGGACCUCCUGGGCCACCUGGAGCUCCGGGACCUCAAGGACCGGGAGGAAGCAAAAGUCCUGGCGGAGGCCACGGUACUCCUCCGGGUACUUCAGGUCCGGGUGGAAACAAGGGACCGACAGGACCUCCUGGGCCACCUGGGCCACCUGGACCUCCUGGUAUUCCUGAAAACCCAGAGAAUUGCGCUGUAACUAUAUACCAGCUGGGACGAAUAUAUAGAAAGACGAAAUCCCAUUUCGUUUACCCAAUAUUCAGACGGCUUGGCAGAAAAACUUCAUAUGGCAGAGCACCGACAGCACCAAUAGAACCAGUUGCAUGUGUUCUACCACCACCAGUUAAAGUUGCACCGCCUCCCCCACCACCACCUCCUCCUCCUCCACCACCACCUCCACCUCCGCCUGAGCCGUCACCUCCGCCUAUUCCCAUUCCAGAGCCGCCAAUUCCAAUACCAGUGCCAGAAUCAUCUACAGGUCCAGCAGCUGUAGUAGACGCCGCAGCUGAUAAAGCGGUAAAAGGCGCGACUUCUCUAUGUUUUCCACCUAUAAUAUGUAACAUAGCAAAUGGAGUUAUGGCAGCAGAUACGACGAGAUAA
This is a messenger RNA of Papilio polytes (common Mormon), 1848 nucleotides long. RefSeq names its product collagen alpha-1(I) chain-like. Lineage: Eukaryota; Metazoa; Arthropoda; Insecta; Lepidoptera; Papilionidae. The record is from RefSeq and is a predicted model, not a curated record. The coding region runs from base 1 to 1848 and encodes 615 amino acids. The transcript is spliced from 21 exons.